UUUUUAAUAAAAAGUUGAUUGCAACAGGUAUAUGUAAAAUGAUACGUGUAAAUUUGUUUAUAAACUUUAUUUCGUGUACAUAUUAAAUUCUAAAGUAAUGGAAAUACGUGUACUGUACAACGUUGUUAAUUAAUGUGCACUUUGUAUAUACGCGAACGAUACGGCACUUCUCAAACUGCUGUUAUUUUUUUGCAAUUGGUUUAAGAGUUUGGUUAAGUUUUGUAAAUAUAAAUAUCAAAGUGUUACAUUAUGGAUAUGGAAUCGAAUGUGAAGGUGGAGAUGCAUAGUGAUAAAAAUAGAAGUAGUGCAAACAGCAUUUGUCUAACAGUAGAAUUGUGUGUUGUUUGUGGAGAUCGAGCAUCGGGCAGACAUUACGGUGCCAUCAGUUGCGAGGGAUGCAAAGGUUUCUUCAAAAGGUCCAUCAGGAAGCAGUUAGGUUAUCAAUGUCGAGGGACGAAGAACUGUGAAGUCACAAAACAUCAUCGUAAUCGAUGUCAAUAUUGCAGACUGCAAAAAUGUUUGGCUUGUGGCAUGCGAAGUGAUUCUGUGCAGCACGAACGCAAACCCAUCGUCGACAAAAAGGAAUUCAACAGCAGCGUCGCAGGCUCACCAUAUUGUUCCUCGAAUGUGAAUAAAAUUUUUAUUCGCAAAGACUUAUCCACGGAUGCCACCACCAUUCUACCAAGUUCGUUUAAUCCCUGUGAUCUUGCACUACCCUUCCUUAAUAAACGUUUUGGUAAUAGCAUAACUGAUCUCCAAUAUCACAUGUCGCCAACCCCUAAUUGUGUGGAGGACGAUGUUUCAAUGGACAGCGUAAAUAUGGUGGGCGGAGAGCUUAAUGAUUCACUAUCGGUCGCGAAGGAGAAACAGAUCAUUUCGAAGGCGCUCGACACAAUUGCUCGAAUACAGUGUUUAAACGGGAACGAAUUUCCUACAUUAACUGACGAUAAGGCGUUCGAAUUUGACGGCCCGUUACUUCAGGACCAGCACAUUACGUUUAACUUGCAAAUACCGGGACCUGUACCUCCAUAUCUUAAUCUGCAUUACAUUUGUGAAAGUGGCUCUAGACUUCUGUUUCAUUCCGUACACUGGGUGCGAAAUAUACCGGCUUUUCAGCUUUUAAGCGCAGAUACGCAAAUUACAUUGCUCCGAGGAUGUUGGGUCGAAUUAUUUGCUCUCGGUUUGGCCCAGUGCUCGCAGUCCUUGUCACUCUCUACCAUUUUGUCGUCACUUGUCAGUCACUUGCACACUUCAAUAGCGCAAGAUAAAAUGUCCGCGAUUAAAGUGAAACAAGUUACAGACCACAUUGUAAAGCUGCAAGAUUUCGUUACCACAAUCAAUCGUAUGCAUGUAGAUGAGCACGAGUACGCAUACUUGAAAGCAAUCCGAUUAUUUUCACCUGAUCAACCAGAGCUAUUGUUUCGCAAGCAAGUAGAAAAGUUUCAAGAAAAGUCCUUCCAAGCGUUACAAAAUUAUAUUAUUAGCAGUUUUCCGGAUGACACUGACAGAUUUCCUAGAUUGCUUCUUCGUGUUUCACCAUUGCGUGCGUUAGACCCGCAAGUACUAGAAGAAUUAUUUUUUGCGGGAUUAAUUGGACAAGUUCAGAUCGACAGUGUAAUACCGUACAUUCUUCGUAUGGGCACAAGCAUCACAGGAAGUUGCGGUAGACAAUUACAAACUGAGCAUAUAGAAGAAUUUUUGUGUAAAUAAAUGCAAUUUUUCAUGUGCGACGUUCCUGGCAGAACUUUUGGGGUUCGUAAAAUUCGUGAUAUAAUAUCCAAAACUGGUCCAAGUAGUACUUAUAAUCAGUUUAUUUAUAAUCUUAAUUUCGUGUUUUUAUAACCAUUAAAAGUGCAAGUACAUAUUUAUAAUAUUAGGUAUAAUUUGAGUGCAGGCCUUAGAUAAUAUAAUAAUAAUAAUGAACCAGAAAUUGAUCAAGGUGGACGUUAUUUCGCAUAUGUGGUUUUAACGAGAAUGCUAUUUAUUAUUUGAUAAACCUUAGACAAUAACGAAACCAGUGAAAUUGUUAUAAGAUAUACGUAAUUUGUAUGCAAUAGAGUUCUUCAUUCUAUAUAGAAACGAAUUUGUGGUGAAAUGAUACUAUUUAUUCAAUUCGUGCAAUGCACACUCAUUCUGUGAUAACAUAGGUUGGUGCCUUGGAAAUGUCUUCGGUAAUGUAAACUUUUUUGCUCAAUUUCAACUGUACAAUAUAGCAGAUUGUAUCUUGAAAUUUGUCACUCUUGCCUUUAUGAAAAUACAAGACAGACGUCAUGUAUUUUGUAUCUAAAAUUUCAAGUAUCUUGCCAACAAUUGACCGUGUAAAUUAGAUUGUAAAUAGUAAUUAUUUACGGAAUGCACUAAUAAUAGGGAGAACCAAUCGCACAUUAUGAGAGUUUAAUGGUUGAUAGCGUAUAUUGGUUUUGAGGGUAGUCCAGAGCACAGGUGCACAAAAAUGAUGCAAACUCUGUACAGGGCUUAAGAAAAAACAAAAAUUUGUUGUAGCAGCCAGAAUGUUACCAGUAACCACGUCCAAAUCAUACGUUUGUAACUGGUACAAUUAGGUAAGCUAGUCAGUUUUAGCUAACUGAUGGGAUACCGUAAAUCAAAUUUGAGUUCGAUCAUGGUAGUUUUGUAAGUUUAUAUUGAUGGUGACUGAAAUCCCACUCACUAUUAAAUAGUCAUAUAAGAACAUAUGACCAUUAAUUAAUUGUUCUGAUACAUUUUAAAAUGUCUUCCAAAACUGAUGUGAUGACCUCUAAGUAUAGUCAUAGAAUUUCAUUAAAAAUCAUGAUCGCGCGCACGAACUAGUGUAAUCUUCCUCAAUUUGAGGUGAUUUAUAUGUCUUCUACUUUCAGUUGUCUUGGUGUUUGAAGUACUAUUUUAUUCUAUUCAUAGGGGAGCCGAACCAGGCAGCACUUAGGCACACCAGAGGCCCAUUGUGCAUACCCCCUUUUUUUCGCGCAAUUAUUCCUUUAACCUAAGUUGCUUCACCCUCCCCGGUUCCAGAUAGCUGUCUCCAAGGAGUUGAUGUCUGUUCCUGAUCAAAGCGUCACAGUGGCAGACCACAUGCUCAGUAGUUUCUUUUGAAAUACUAGUUUUAGUUGAAGUAGUUUUGGGCUUUUGCGGUCCUCUUUCAAUAUCCACACUUCUACUACAAAAAUUUCCUUUAAAACUUGACGAUUUUAGUUUUGUUUCCUUCUUUUGCAGGCAUUGCUGUUGAUUUUGAGCUACUUUUUACAGUGUUCAACUGAGGUAGUAACAAAGCAGAUUGUGACUGUUUACAUCACCAUUAUACAAGAUAACAUGUAGAAGGACUCAAUUUCUGACAAUAAACUCCGCGACGCGACGCAUUUAGAUAUCUCAAAUAUGUUUUUCCGCAGCACCUCUUAGUGCGAGUUCUCCAGCAUCUGCUAUCCACACGUACUGCUUCCAUUCAUUUUAGCUUUCAAAUAUUGUUGAAGACAUGUUACCCCUGAUUUUGUUGCAAGAAAUUUCAUCAUCUACUAUACAUAUUUAAUUAUUCCCUGUGUUUUGAAAUAUAUGCGCGCUAUUGUAAUUUUCGAAAAAAACACCAUAACCCUCCACGAAACUCUCCCAUUACACUGAUCAUAAUAUUGCUUUACAAUUUAACGAGUAGUUUCUACAUCUCUCAUUAUUAUUAUUGGAAACUUAUUUAAUGAAUGGGAGUUAAUUACAUGCUGAAGGUGGUUCGUACGUAGGGUAUAUGUAAUUCACGUUGUCAUUCAUACCAUAUUGCCUGCUUUCCUAUGUCGAAAGGAAGAGUUACAGUUGUUUUUAUAUCUUAUUUGAGCUGGAGUGCGAAACAUUGAUGGCUACCUGCAUUCUCUAAUGCUUUGACUAGAUGCGUAUAUUCCUAUUUUUUCUUAAACAGAUUUUGUGUAAGCGAAUGUAUACAAAUUCAUUUGGUUAGAAAAGUAGUGAUACCUGUCUUGUAAUUUAUACUAAUGUUCUUUGCAGUAAUACAGUGAAUGAUACAAUCUGCUAAUCUAAUUGAUCAAUUCCAUUGCUGAGCUACUUUUUGAUUUAACUGCCUCUAGUGGGUAGUUUGAAAAUACAUACACUGUUCUCAAUGUAGAUUACAGUUUUUGAAAAUGUAUUUUUAUACUUAGAUAUUUACACAAGGGACAUCGGUCAACUUGCAAAUAGUGUAAUUUUUGAUCCAUUCUGUAUUAUAUAAAAUAAAUUACAUUUAAAAUGUAAAUAUUAGACA
This is a messenger RNA of Photinus pyralis (common eastern firefly), 4231 nucleotides long. RefSeq names its product nuclear receptor subfamily 2 group C member 1-A (gene Hr78). The coding region runs from base 250 to 1710 and encodes 486 amino acids. The transcript is spliced from 6 exons. Gene Ontology annotation, biological process: anatomical structure development; cell differentiation; regulation of transcription by RNA polymerase II. Lineage: Eukaryota; Metazoa; Arthropoda; Insecta; Coleoptera; Lampyridae. The record is from RefSeq and is a predicted model, not a curated record. Gene Ontology annotation, molecular function: RNA polymerase II cis-regulatory region sequence-specific DNA binding; nuclear receptor activity; zinc ion binding.